Aureococcus anophagefferens is the source of this 789-nucleotide messenger RNA. RefSeq lists its product as hypothetical. The transcript is spliced from 3 exons. The record is from RefSeq and is a predicted model, not a curated record. The annotation marks the transcript as partial. Gene Ontology annotation, cellular component: cytosol. Gene Ontology annotation, molecular function: aldose reductase (NADPH) activity. NCBI's taxonomy places the organism in Eukaryota, Pelagophyceae, Pelagomonadales, Pelagomonadaceae.
GUCGACGGCGCGUCGAACUACCUCAACGAGGCCGAGAUCGGCGACGCGUUGGCGGAGGCCGAGGCGGAGGGCCUGAUCGCGAAGAAGGAGGACAUCUGGCUUACGACGAAGCUGAACAACCCCUACCACGCGCCGGAGCACGUCCGGCCCGCGCUGGAGAAGAGCCUUUUGGACCUCGGCGUGGACAAGGUCGACCUCUUCCUCAUGCACUGGCCCACGGCCUUCACGCACUGGGCGAAGACGGGCCGGUGGCCGCCGCACCUCGCCCGGGGCAUCUCGAUCCACGACACGUACGCGGCGAUGCUCGCGUGCCGCGACGCGGGCCUCUGCGACCACGUCGGCGUCGCGAACUUCAACGUCAUGCUCCUCCACGAGCUCUGCUGCGUCAACGAGGCGCCGGCGGUCGUCCAGUGCGAGAGCCACCCGUUCCUCCAGCAGCGGAAUCUCGUGGACCACUGCCGGCGGUCGGGGAUCCAGUUCCAGGCGUACUCGCCCUUGGGCUACGGCGAGUUCAAGGGCGAGACGGAGGUCUGGCCGCUGGGCGACGCGACGAUCCUGGGCAUCGCGGCGAAGCACGGCGUCUCGCCGGCGCAGAUCUGCCUGCGCUGGACGUACCAGCGCGGCGUCUGCACGAUGCCCAUGACGAUCAAGGAGCGCGAGAUGCGCGAGAACCUCUCCAUCUUCCACUUCGAGCUCGACGACGAGGACAACGCGGCCAUCGCGGCGCUCGAGCUCCGCCACCACUACCUCCGCCCCGAGGACUGGUACGGCCUCCCGCUCUGGGACUGA